CGUCAUAUUGCGUCCGAAAAAUUACACAAGCUGUUAGUGUUAAUAAAUCGUUGAUAAAUGGAUAAUUAAUGGCUAGUGAAAAUCCAGGCUGUUGUGUUUGGCUAAUAAGUUUCAAGAAAUCUUGCAACGAAAGGUUUGCAAGAUUUCGAAACCGCUUGCGCCAAAGAUAUUAUUCAAGAAGAGGCAAGACUCUUGACCCGGAAACCCUAUUAAAUGAAACAGGUACUGCCGACAUGGUCGUCGUGAAGACGGUCAGCAAGUCAAACAAAGUUGUUCCUGAAAUGUCAUCUACGACAGACGAUGCUGUUGAUGCAACAGUGACAGAGACCGAAACAGACGACAGACUUGUCGCAGAAUAUGUGCCAUGCAUCAUAGACAAGGCAGCCGACACUCUGAGACAGGAGUUUCCUAGCAACACAACCGCCAUAACAGUGAAGUCAGCUGACGACAACAUAUCAUUGUCCUCCAGUAUCAUUAGCCACAUUGCUGAUAUGGCUGUAACGGAGAGUCUGUCAAAUAUUGUGAUGGAUGUCGACAUUAACCACUCUGCUAUUAGAGCUCCUAAAACUGUCAAAGAAUUCAAAGAAGCAUUUGGCAUAACCGGAUAUGACGACAUUGAUGACGGUCUUCCACCUGUAAGCGUGUAAGAGCAGCAAGUAUACAAGAACAAAAAAGCAACAACGUGUGUCUGGGUUUUUGUUUAUUUGUUGUUGUUGUUUUUUUUGUUGCUGUUUUGUUUUGUUUGUUUGUGUGUUUGUUUUCGUUUUGUUUUCCAUUGUUCUAUUUUGUGUGUGUAUUUUUCUUCUCCUCGUUUUCCAUUUCUAUCUUUUUCUUUUUUCGUUUGUUUUUCAUGUUCUGCUUAGGCAUCGAUUUAAUAUCUAAUAUAUUUUUGUCAUAAAAAAGUUUCUGAAUUUUAUUUUCACCAAUAAAAUCCAUUGAAACAUGCCUUU
Ruditapes philippinarum (Manila clam) is the source of this 950-nucleotide messenger RNA. RefSeq lists its product as uncharacterized. The record is from RefSeq and is a predicted model, not a curated record. The coding region runs from base 69 to 647 and encodes 192 amino acids. The transcript is spliced from 7 exons. NCBI's taxonomy places the organism in Eukaryota, Metazoa, Mollusca, Bivalvia, Venerida, Veneridae.